Debaryomyces hansenii CBS767 is the source of this 315-nucleotide messenger RNA. RefSeq lists its product as uncharacterized. Gene Ontology annotation, biological process: mRNA splicing, via spliceosome; spliceosomal snRNP assembly. Lineage: Eukaryota; Fungi; Ascomycota; Pichiomycetes; Serinales; Debaryomycetaceae. Gene Ontology annotation, cellular component: U1 snRNP. The transcript has a single exon. The coding region runs from base 1 to 315 and encodes 104 amino acids. The record is from RefSeq and is a predicted model, not a curated record.
AUGAGUGUGAGGAAAUCACAUUUGAUGGGUAAGAACCAUAUCAGAUACUACUGUAAUUACUAUGAGAUGAAGGCAAAGGAAACAGGAAUAUGGGACCCUUUAGACUCUAUGUACGAGAUUAAUUUGAGUUAUUUGAACAAGGGAGCACCGGGAGCAUCAAAUGAAGGAAAUACGAGCAGCCUGAAGGGAGAUUUCAGCUUACCACCCCCACCAAGCUUGACAAAUUAUCCAAAUCCCCCACCUUCAGCAUUUCGAAACACAGAGGAGUACCAGCAGUCGGUAACAGAGCACACACAGAAUCAGGAAACAUACUAG